AUGGAGAAAAGUCUUCAGGGGAGGAUAGAAGUGGUGCUACAUCGGCCAACCCGUCACCGGCGGGUCAGGCUGUGUCAAGAACAUCCGAGUGUACGGCCCCCUGGGCUUUCCUGCUGCAAGUCGGAUGCACGCACUGAGCAGCAGCAGCAGGAAGAGGAUGAGCAGCAGCAGCAGCAGCAGCAGCAGCAAAAGGAACAGGAGCCUGGCUCUGACGAUAGAGGGGCUGCGUUUGCCUUGAGCCUCUCAAGGGGGUGGGGAAACUUUGACGCCUUCAGGGGCCGCAUUGAUCUCUUGCUAACGGCGAGGCCUCCCCUGGGGGUAUUCGAUGGGCUUCCUCCUGGCGUGGCGCCAACCCCCCCGGCCCACCAGCAGCAGCAACAGCAGCAGCAGCAGCAGCAGCAGCAGCAAGACGAGCCUGCUAGCGCGGACAGAAAAGAAGGAAGCCCAGCGGAUGCUGCGGCUGAGGCGCAGUCAACUAAACCCGAAGGCCUUUAG
Molecule: messenger RNA, 495 nt
Organism: Eimeria mitis
Lineage: Eukaryota; Apicomplexa; Conoidasida; Eucoccidiorida; Eimeriidae
Exons: 2
Coding region: 1-495 (164 amino acids)
Source: RefSeq, a predicted model, not a curated record